Molecule: messenger RNA, 1923 nt
Organism: Guillardia theta CCMP2712
Lineage: Eukaryota; Cryptophyceae; Pyrenomonadales; Geminigeraceae
Exons: 1
Coding region: 1-1923 (640 amino acids)
Biological process (GO): protein N-linked glycosylation
Molecular function (GO): alpha-(1->6)-fucosyltransferase activity
Source: RefSeq, a predicted model, not a curated record
AUGGGCAGGUUGAUGCGGAGCGACAGGCUUGUCCUGGCUCUCCUUGGACUCGCACUCUGCUUCGGAGCUGAAUAUGAUCGAGAUGAUAACGGUUCAAGGGUGGAGAAGUCCCGGCAGGACGAAGCUGACCAGGAGCCAGAAUGCAUGUUCAUGCUCUUGAGCCCUGAGCUGGAUGUUGUGUACGAGGGGAGGAUCCCCUCCUUCGAGAUACAGGUUUCUCCGGCUUGUCCUUGCCCGAGCAACGGAGAGCAUGAGAUUGCGAUAUGGAUUUCUCGUGAAUCCAACAAGAGGCACCUCAACGUUGUGACAAACAUGUCGUGCACUUUUCUUCAAGAAGAUUUUGGAUUGAUUGAUCUCAUCGACAUCAAGGAUGGUCACUGGGAGGGAGGAGUCACCUUCAACACUCUCUGGGGCAUGCAUCAGCCUGUUAGGUUUGAUUUUGUUUCACCUUUCAACCCACAGAUCGAUGUCUUGCUACCAACACCAGGAUACGUUUAUGGCGCAGGUGUAGACCCAGUGAUAGUGCUGCACAUUCACGAUAUCACGGAUCCGCACGAGCCGCUCCUUGGAAUCCUCGUUAGGAUCACCGUCAACGGGGUGGAAGGAGCCAUCACUCGCAACCCUGGGAGAGACAAGUAUAUCCAUCUGCGAGAAAGCGCAGAAGGCGAAUACUUCCCGGAUGGCCGGUAUGACAUCCAGCUACAGGUGUUGGACCUCUUGUACAGACCACGAGGGGAACCUGUGUCUCUGGAUGUUGUGAUCGAUAGGAGUAAGCCGCCGGCAAGCAAGUCCGACAGAGUUCUUCAUGACUGUCCGGCACCUGCAGACAUCUCCAGAUGUCCCAACUGCUCUUCUCACGGAACUUGCAGAGGCGACAUCGUCUGCGAAUGCGAUGCUGACUGGAUCGGAGACACUUGCCAGCACCACAUGCUCACCCACACGCAUUUCUUGCCCGAUCUUGACAAGGAAGAUACUGCCACGAGGUGCCAUAGAAGGUCGAGAUGGGUCAAUUCAACCCGACGAAUCGCUGCUGCGAUCCAACAGCAACAGAAUCCCCCAUCUUGCUCCGACGAGCAUGUGCAGUAUCUUACGGACAUGAACCGACAUCCUCUUGCUGUUGGUCACGGACUUCGAUGGGAGGCAUUGAUGUUGGGUGAGAGCCUCAAGAACAAAUCCAUCUACCUGCCUGGGCCAACAUGGUCUCUUUUCAGCUACCACAAGUGUGCUGGCCUCGGCCUCUGGUGCCACCUGGAACACCCGACGACGUGCAAGGCCGCAAACAUGUCAAGUGUGCGCGAGAUCGCCAGUCAAGUGCUGGUGACUCAUGUGACUCGCCGGUGGGACUUUGCUGAAGGGUUUCAUGAUGUCGGAAUGUUCAACUGGUUUUCCACGCUCAUGGGCUUGACAGUAAGGCCCAGGUCUCUGCUGCACUCCGAGCUCAACCACAUGAAGAAUGUCAUCGGAUUCAAACAUCCCAUCAUCGGGGUGCACAUCAGGUAUGGAGAUGGAUGCCUGCCCAAUCAGUUGCAUCGGCCGCCGUGUGAGCCUGUAGAAACCUAUGUCGAAGAGAUCAUGCGGAUGGUCAUGAAGUAUGAAGUCUCCACAGUCUUCCUGGCCACCGACAGUGCGCAGGCUCUGGAGCAACUGAAGAGCAAUUUCGACUUCGAGACGCUGCAUGCCCCUGUAGAUCGGAGCCUCUUCGACUCAAGGUGGUGGAUAGAUCACAGAGCAGCGUUCGGAGUUGUUGACCCGAUGCAAGUCGGGGAGAGUGCGCUCAUGGACUUGCUGCUGCUGUCAGAGUGCGAUUAUUUCAUCGGCACCUUCUCAUCACAUUUCAGUCUGGCAGCGUUUGAACUAUCAACAUUUAAAAAGGGAUACGUUCCUCCAUAUGUGAGUUAUAUUUGCAUCUUAUCGAGCGCUUGA